ACUGCGCAAAACUGGGAAGUAAAUCAACACGGCGUUUGUCCAUAUUCGCUUCUACUAAAAAGGAAUAACACCGUUUUUCGACGAUAAGGUGCAGAGCAGUGAUGUCACAGAACUGAGGACCGUCUCAUACAAAUGUGGAGUUCGGAGAGCGGCUGACCUCCCCAUCAUUAGCCCCGUCGUCCCUUCACAUGGCCUCUUCUUCAGCCAGCUCCUCCCCUGCUCCACCCCAGACACCCUCCACAAAGUCCUACCCGGCCCCGAGCCCUGCAGGCAGCUCCCCUCUCAUCACCUGUGGUCAUCUGCGCCAGGUGACUGGGAAUGAACGUUCAAAUAUUUCUGGCAGUUACAAUGGUUUUCCUUUGGUCAGCCAUCCAGCUUUCGGACUCUACACAUCAGGUUCAGGCCGCUCUGAGUUUGGAGGCCUUGGUCGUCUGGGCUUGUCUGCCUUGACUGCUCACUCCCAGUUUGGUACAUUUCCAGACUGGUGGCGGCCAUCUGAGGUACAGGCCAGCGGAGUAGGCUCCUUCUUCCCUCCUCUUCUAGGUCUGCAUCCCGUAUUUGCAUCAACCUUCAAAAGCCACAACCCCACUCACUUGCAGUCAUGCGCCUCAGUUUCUGUAGGCGUAAUUGGAACAGUCAAUGGUAGGAGUGCUUCGUCUCCUACUGGGAACUCUGCUGUGAACACCAAUUCAUUUCCAACAAAGAGAAACGUGGAGAAAACUAAAGCCAACAGUACUCAGAGUCAAAAGAACAGUCAGGAGCUGAGCCAACUGCACCAGAAGAUCACCCAGAAAACCAAAGAAAAGAAACCCAACAAAAGACCAAUAGAGACCUCCAGCAUGAGUGGCAGCCAAUCGGGAUCGUUGUCAGAUAGCUCCUGCAGUGAUGGUGAGGACAGCAGCAGUGAUCCUGAUGAUAUCGAGGAUGACGACGACAAUGAUGAAGAUGGGGAUGAUCAGAGCAAUGACAGUGGCGAGUCUGAUUCAGAAAAGGACAGUCAAGUGAAAAGGAAAAUCAAGCGGCUGACACAGAACACUUCUGAGAGUAAAAAGAAGAGACCUUGCACUGCUGAUGGAAAUUCAGCUCAAGACGGUCAACGUGAAACUGUUCCUUUGACUUCCCCGUACCGUCUGCAUUCCUCUUCCCAUCUCGCCGGCCUGUCGCAGUCGACAGCACUGGUCCUCCCGAGCUCCGGGACUGCGGAGGAGGAAGGCCAGCAGCACAUCAGCGUGAUCCAGGCCACAGGGUUGGCAGCCGGCAACAGCCCCCAAGCACCGUCCCACAGGGAGGCCUCUCUACUGCCCUCCAGACUGCCGACCCUGUUAGCCUCUCAAAAGCCUCCUCAGAAACCCACAUUCUUGAUGCCCUCUCUGAAGCACACCCAGCUGGCUGAUGGCAUGAAGGAGAGCAGUGGAAACCUUCAGGAUCAAAGAUCGACCCUCCAGUCCAAGGACUCUGUGAAGCAAGCUUUCCCUCUGCGACCUAAGAGCCAGAACUGGUAUAAAAGUCACAAAGAUUCAGCAUCCUCUUCAUCGUUGCCGACACGGCAUAAACAUUCAUUGGAUACUUUCAGCAGUCAUUUACUGUCCCUCCCACACAGCAGUGACACCAAUCUGUUCCUGAACCACCACCUUAAUGGAGUGAUCCACAACGCAGUUCAGGAUGCCCCUUUGGCCCUCAUCACUAAACCCCGCAGCCAGGUCAGCAUCCCAAGUAGCAAGCCACUCCUGGGAGCCACCAGCCCGCCCUAUCUCAUGGCCAUCAACCUGAACACAUGCACUGAGGAGAUGUCCGGCAGCUCUGCUUCCCUACUUAAAUCUCCAGUCUCAUCAGGUCUUGCUCACAGGCCAAGGAAGAAUAACACUCCCAAGUCUCUCCACGCAGGAAAGAGCCUCGCUAAAACCAACGCAUCCUGUCCACCUGUAGACUUGGUCAGAGGCAGUGAGUCUGAUAUCCACAGCAGCAGGGACUCAGACGACUCUUUAGGAGAUGACUUUGAUGACGAUGAUGAAGACAAUGAAGAUAAUAUUGAGGAUGAAGAUUCUGGCAGUAGCCUCUCAGAGUCGGAGAGCAAUCUGGAUAGCGACUCUGAUGGCUCCGAAGAUGGUAUUAAGGAACGCAGUGAGACGGAAACAGACAGCGAUGCAGAAAAGACUCACCUGAAACUCGCUAAAGCGUCCACGUCUUCUAACAAGUCCUCCACGAGCCUCUCAGACAACUGCUCGCUGCUUAACCUGCAGAUCAUCAAGCCUCAAAGUUCACCUCGUAGCCCACCUGGCCCCAACACAGUGACCAGCUCUGGGGCCCUCAGUAACCACAGCACCAUAUCGCCAUCCUUCACGUUUGCAACUCAGCCAGGAUCAGGCAAGAGGAGGAGAGUAACUGAUGAGAGAGUACUUCGGUUGCCUCUUAAGUUUGGGUGGCAGAGAGAGACGCGUAUCAGGACGGUGGCGGGUCGUCUCCAAGGAGAAGUUUCUUACUUUGCUCCAUGUCGGAAGAAGCUUCGUCAGUAUCCUGAUGUCAUGAAGUACUUACUUCGGAAUGGAAUAACUGAAAUCUCACGAGAUAAUUUCAGCUUCAGUACAAAAAUUCAAGUUGGCGACUUCUAUGAAGCCAGAGAAGGACCGGAGGGCUUACAGUGGUUCUUGCUGGCAGAGGAGGAGAUCGCUCCCAGUAUCAUGGCGAUGGAUGGGAGGCGCAGCCGUUGCACACAGUCUGAGCGGCAGUCAAUAGGUGAUGUCACUGGGGCCAGCCGGUGGAAGAGCCAUCCUCUUAAUAUUGAUGAAAAUAACUUCCAAGAUGUCAGUGAUGCAAAGCUGUUACGCAAACUGGAGGCUCAAGAAAUAGCUCGACAGGCAGCUCAGAUCAAAAUGAUGAGGAAACUUGAGAAACAGGUUAUGGCACAAGCAGCCAAAGAGACAAGGAAGCAACAAGCAAUAGUGGCUGCAGAGGAGAGGCGGAAAAAGAGGGAGCAGAUGAAGAUUAUUAAACAGCAAGAGAAGAUCAAGCGCAUUCAGCAAAUUCGUAUGGAGAAAGAAUUCCGUGCACAGCAAAUUCUCGAGGCUAAAAGAAAGAAGAAAGAAGAAGCAGCCAAUACCAAAAUAAUGGAGGCUGAGAAGCGAAACAAGGAGAAGGAGAUACGAAGACUCCAAGCUGUCAUAAUGAAGCAUCAGGAGUUGGAGAGACAUAGACUAGAUAUGGAGAGGGAAAGACGCAGGCAGCACUUGAUGCUCAUGAAGGCUGUGGAGACCCGUAAGAAGGCAGAGGAGAAGGAGCGUCUGAAGAAAGAGAAGAAGGACGAGAAACGCUUAAACAAGGAGAAGAAACUAGAGCUCCGAAGAUUGGAACUUGAAAAAGCAAAGGAGCUGAAGAAACCAAAUGAAGACAUGUGUUUAGCAGAUCAUAAGCCACUUCCAGAGUUGUCCCGGAUCCCCGGUCUGGUCUUAUCGGAUAGUACCUUCUCUGAAUGCCUGAUGGUGCUGCAGUUUCUGAGAAGCUUUGGGAAGGUCCUGAAGCUCGACAUGAAUCCAAACAUGCUGAACCUAAGUGACCUUCAAGAGGGCUUGCUGAACACUGGGGACAGUAUGGGCAAGGUGCAGGACCUGCUGGUGAACAUGCUCUCUGCAGUUGUGUGUGAUCCUGGGAUACCUGCCGGUCCCAAGAAUAAGACAGCCUUGGGGGACCACCUGACUAAUGUUGGGAUCAACCGGGACAACGUGUCUGAGAUCCUGCGUAUCUACAUGGAGGGUAGCGGCCAGACGGAGCAGGCCGCUCUGGCCCUCAGCCUCAGGACCAAGGCGUUUCAGGCCCACAGCCCGUCACAGAAGGCCUCCAUGCUAGCAUUCCUAGUUAAUGAGCUCUGCUGCAGUAAGGCUGUGAUCAGUGAGAUCGACAAAAACAUAGAUCACAUUACCAACCUGAGGAAGGAUAAGUGGAUAGUCGAGGGAAAACUUCGCAAACUGAGAAGCAUCCACGCCAAGAAGACUGGGAAAAGAGACAGCAAUGUGGGAGGAGAGGACUGCCACAUCGUAGUUAUCCCCACUGCUAGAAACAAAUGCAAGAGGAAAGACGGGGACAGUGAGGAGGAAGAGGACGAGGAUGACACCAGUGAAGACCAAGGAGAGGACGACGACGAUGAUGAGGAAGAGGAAUUGGGGGGGAGAAAGGGGAAGAAAGCAGAGAUAUGUGAAGAGGAGGACGACAGUGUCCACUCGGCCAGCAUGGAGGAGCUGGAGAAACAGAUAGAGAAAACAUACAAGCAACAGAGUCAGAUCAGACAGAAGUUAUUUGACUCGUCUCACUCUCUGCGCUCCAUGGCGGUUGGAGAGGACCGCUACAAGAGACGCUACUGGGUCCUCCCACAGUGCAGCAGCGUCUUUGUGGAGAGCGGUGAAGGUUGUGACGAGGCGGAGAGAGAGAGGAAAAGACAGAGGACCUCCGCGGUGAUCGGGGUAAAAGAAGAAGAGCAGGAAGAGACGAAGAAGGCAGUGGCGUCCAGCCCAGCACAGAGCACAGACGGCUCUACAACCACACCGGAGGGCCAGCAGGAUAAGGACAGUCUCAAUCUGUUCCUCCAGAAACCCGGCUCCUUCUCCAAGCUCAGCAAACUCCUUCAAGUUGCCAAAAUGGCUCCAGAUUCAGACAUCAACUCUCACUGCAGUCAUUCUGCUCGUGUACCUACCACUGCAUGUCAUCCCUCAUAUCCUACCUCUCGGACAGCGACUCGUCAGCAGGGACUGAUCGAUAAAUUGGAUACUUCAGUGGUGUCUCUGCUUGGUGCUCCCCAGCUCAAUAGUCCCUGGAUGAACUGCAGUCCUCAGUCUAUCUUUCACGAGGAUCUGCUCUCCAAGAUACUGAUGGAAAAGAGCAACCAGUGGUUUAGCCUCUUGCCUCGCUCUCCUUGUGACGAGUCGUCGUUCGCCUCCUCAGGCUCCAGCCCUCCAGCCUCCUCUCCACUACAGACCUCCUCCCCUAAUCCACUAGCUAGUUCCACUGGUCCUGCUGGGGUCAAUAACAUUCAGCCUUCUGUCUCUCAGCAAGUACAGUCUGGCAUUCAUCAAAGCAGGCUGACAUGGUGCGACGGCUUCGGCGCAGCAACAUGUACCAGCCUGCCCUUCUCUGGUGCUUAUCUACCCCCAAUGCUGGAUCUGGCCUCUCAACAUGCAGAGGGUGAUGGCAAAACGGUCAUCUUUCUGGCAAACAACAACUGUGUCGACAAGAUCGAGACCCCAGAGCGACAGAGUGACAAGCCCGAGUGUGCUUCAUUCCCUGCUGUGGACGUGGCCAAGACCCAGGACUACCCGAGUCCUCAGCCCAUCCCCGAGGAGAUGCUUUGUGGCUGGUGGAGGGUGGCAGACAAGGAGGAGCUGCACAGUCUGGUCAAGGCCCUCCACAGCCGGGGCAUCAGAGAGAAGGCCCUGCAGAAACAGAUCCAGAGACAUAUGGAGUACACAAACCAGCUCUGUGCCAACAGCAAAGACGCGAUUGAUGUGCUGGAGAAGGGGGAGUCGAGUGAGGAGACAGUGGAGGGUUGGUGUGUUGAGGAGCAGGCCAUGGAGGUGGACAUCAGCCUGCUGCAGCAAGUCGAGGGUCUAGAGAGGAAAGUUAUAUCGGCCAGCCUGCAGGUCAAGGGUUGGAUGUAUCCCGAGCCCCAGUCGGAGAGGGAGGAUCUGGUCUACCAUGAGCACAAGCUGCUUUCUCUCCCUCCUCCAGAGAAGAAGGGACAGAGAGAAACCAGCCAGGAGGAACCCCCUGGCCCGGUGGUGCGACGGCCUGAUAAUCCCCUUGAUAUAGCUGUCAUCAGGCUGGCAGAGCUGGAGAGGAACAUCGAGCGAAGUGAGGAGGAGGUGGCACCGGGGAUGAGGUUGUGGCGUAAAGCCCUCGGUGAAGUCCGCAGCUCGGCCCAGCUGUCACUCUGCAUUCAGCAGCUGCAGAAAUCCAUUGCCUGGGAACGAUCCAUCAUGAAAGUGCACUGCCAGCUCUGUCAAAAGGGAGAUAAUGAAGAACUGCUCUUACUCUGUGACGGCUGUGACAAAGGCUGCCACACUUACUGCCAGAAACCCAAGAUCACGACAGUACCUGACGGCGACUGGUUUUGUCCCACUUGUGUAGCAAAGGGAAGCGGUCAAUCCCUCUGGAGUAGGAAGCAACAAAGUCGAACAGCUGGAGGAGGGAAGAAAGGCAGCGAGGUAAAAAAAAACAGUAAGCCAUCUGUGGUAGGAGAGCUCAUCAAAGAAGAGGCUGCCAGCAGCAACAGCGUGCCAAAGAAAGGUACCAAGGAGUUAAAGAAGAGGAAAGGAGACGAAAGCCCCCCCUGCUCCCAGGCCAGGCAAGGCAGCCCUGUCCACUGUGUUAAAAAAGCCAAAAUGACCAAAGAUAGCACCACAAAUGGGCUCACGAUGUGCCGAGUGCUGCUGGAUGAGCUGGAGGCCCAACAGGACGCGUGGCCCUUCCUCACGCCCGUCAACCAGAAAGUGGUCCCUGGAUACAGGAAGGUCAUCAAAAAGCCCAUGGACUUCUUCACCAUCAAAGAAAAGCUCACCAACAACCAGUACUUGAAUUUGGAAACUUUCAUCGUUGACGUGAACCUGGUUUUUGAUAACUGUGAACAAUUUAACGAGGACGAUUCCGAAAUCGGACGUGCCGGACACAACAUGAGGACAUUUUUUGACAAACGAUGGACUGAACUGCUGGAGUAACCAUUUGCAGUGUGGCCUUUCAAUGCUAUUCUCUACAUGGCACACUUCAGCUACGGUGUUAGAGGCCUUCUCAUCACCUGAGACACUAAAUCGAUAAAUAAGUUAUAAUUCCACUGACGUGCAAUGUGAUGGGACAAAUUCUCCUGCUGCGAAAAACACACUUCAUGGAUUAAUAUCUUAAAGUGCAAAACUGUUUUCUUUAUCAGAAUGCACUGACUCUUGGGCUCAAUAAUGUAUUCGGGCCUUUCUACUUUGGGGAUGUCCUCAGUCGAUUGGCCUUGAUGAUUCCUUUUUUUUACCAUCAGUACUUUAUUUCAGUGUAUAUAUGUGUAUUUAUUUUCUCAAGUAUUUAUGUUACAGUCUGUCUUUUCUAAAAAAAGUAAAAAAGCAGGACAUGGCACAAAGCUUUAAAAGAAAAAUCAAGAGAUUGUUUUACUAUUGAACUAGCCAAUCAAAAAAGGAAUUGUUUACAGCUCUUUGACUAUAGGGUGCCAGCAGUACUUCUGUUAAUCUGCAAGUUAAUUGUGUAAAAUAACAGGAGGUAUCACUCUUUCAAGUUGUAUUUCUAACAUGUAUAGAGUGUACAUACCAUACAGUCUUGUUAAAAUAUUGUUGAUGCAUAAGGAUGAUUGUAGCACUUCAUAUGUCUUAUACUGUCCUCUGCCGGUGCUGAAUAUCCACUCAAACACUGGCCUCCUCAGUAUUGUUGUGCCUGACCUCUGACCUCUAAACAGUGCGUGGAGGAGUGUGCUUUUUUCUAUUUUCUGUGUGUGUGUACUGUUUGUGUAUGUGUGUUCUGCACAAUAUACUGUUGGAAACCCUUACACAAAAUGUAAUAUUCUUGUGAGCUUCUACUCUGAAAACAAUAGAUGUGGUGCAUAUAGUGCGUGUCAUCUCCAAGCGUUUCCUUCAGCCAGUCUUGUCAGGCAUCCCGUGGACAGCCGUAAACCUGCAGUGGGUCAGACAGUGUCACGGUCCAGUAGAGGCGUCUCAAGACAGCUGAAGUCAGAAGACUCGAAGUAACUGUAUUUUAUUAUGAAUAUUGUGAAAUGAGUAGCGACUUUUGUGGAAAUAUUAUUUUGGAAUAGUGAGUGUGUGGCACAGAUAAAAUAAACCUGUUUCUCAAUAACACUUUUAGGCCCUCGCCGUCUUCCCUUUUGAUUUAGAGCAAAUUGUAUACUGACAAUUUUUUAAUCAUAGAUUUAAAUUAAAACUUUGAUUUGGUUGAAAUGGA
Pseudoliparis swirei is the source of this 7932-nucleotide messenger RNA. Its product is annotated as bromodomain adjacent to zinc finger domain protein 2B. NCBI's taxonomy places the organism in Eukaryota, Metazoa, Chordata, Actinopteri, Perciformes, Liparidae. The transcript has 39 exons. Bases 189 to 6698 code for a protein of 2169 amino acids. The record is from RefSeq and is a predicted model, not a curated record. Gene Ontology annotation, molecular function: protein binding; DNA binding.